AGAGAGAGAGAGAGAGAGUUGAGGUAUCACAACAUACAUGCUUCAGUUUUUGUUUCCUUAAUCUUUCUUCCCUUCACCAUUCCCUUGUGAACGACUCGGUACUUGACAGCGCAUGCCAUGGCCGACCCAGAAGAGAUGAAGACAUGGAAGACAGUGAGCCAGCUGACACAUCCAAACCUGAUUCCGGAGCGUCUGAAGGAGUCACUGGCGGCUGUUUGCGACACCCUCCUCCCUCAAGUCGACGUCUCUUCCGUCGGGGACGAAGGGCUCGUCGAGUUCUACGGCACCUCGGCGUCCAUGGUUGGCACUUCUGAGCACAUUGGAGGACUGCUCUCCGGGGGACUGAAGCACCCGGCGGCCGGGCUGCUCUACUUGGCCCUGUGGUUGCUGUCGACAUGGUACGGCACCUUCGCCAUGUGCGGAACCAGAAGCUUGUCGAAGCAGUUCCCCUACUUCCACAGGUUCGCCAAGGUGGAGAGGACGAAGCGCGAGCAGAUCCUCCUCUCAUGGUCGCUGGGCUCAUUCCCACUCUAUGCCAUGCUCUUCAGGUGCCUCAAGUAUCUUACCAUGCGCCUCUACUUCACUCAGCUCAACGAUGACCGCACCAACCCGGCAUGGAAAGCAAUGGGCUACUGUGGACCGGACCCUGACUUGGUUGACCAGAGUCAACAUUUGGGGACCCCACAACACCAGGAAAAAGACCCGGUCGACCAAGAAGACGACGUCUUCGGUCCGCUGCACUCGGCUCUCCUUCACAUGGAGAAGCCAAGAGAUGUCAUCACACGAAUGCUACACAAAGCUGGCUUCCCCGCCCCUGCCACCUUCCCUUCUUCCCCUCUCACCCUGUCCUGCGACGCCGCGGUCAUCGGCUCCGGCUCUGGCGGUAGCGUCGUCGCCGGCGUCCUCGCCAAGGCUGGCUACAAGGUCAUUGUUAUCGAGAAGGGGGACUACUAUCCCAGCAGCCGCCUCUCCCUUCUCGAAGGACCGGCCUUGGGCGCCAUGUACGAGGGUGGCGGCCUCGUCGCCACCGACGACGUCGGAGCCCUGCUCCUCGCCGGGUCCACCGUAGGCGGCGGAUCCACCGUCAACUGGUCGGCCUCCAUUCGCACCCCGGGGCAUGUCAGACGCGAGUGGUGCGACGAGCACGGCCUCGAGCUCUUCUCCAGUAAAGCCUACGAUGAAGCCCUCGACGUCGUGUGCGAGCGCAUGGGAGUCCAAUCCGACGUCAAAGAAGAAGGCUUCAACAAUAUGAUCCUGCGAAGAGGGUGCGAGAAGUUGGGAUAUCCGGUGGCCAACGUGCCAUGCAACGCCCCACCUGAUCACUACUGCGGGUGGUGCCACCUCGGUUGCAAGAACGGGAAGAAGCAGAGCACCAAAGAGACGUGGCUCGCGGACUUGGCAGACUCCGGGAACGGGUUCAUCCUCCCCUGCUGCAAGGCAGUGAGAAUCUUGUACCGCAAGGGAAGAGGAAUCGGCCGAAGCGUCGCCAACGGAGUCGUCGUCGCGUUCGGAAACGAAGAGUUCACCGUCGAGUCGAAGGUGACGGUGGUGGCAAGCGGCGCCCUCAACACGCCGAGUUUGCUAAAGCGGAGCGGCCUCAAGAACGUGCACAUCGGGAAGCACCUCCACAUCCACCCCGCCGUGAUGGCGUGGGGUUUCUUCCCGUCGACUAGGUGGCCAGAGGAAUGCCGGAAAAGCUACGAGGGCGGGAUACUAACCUCCAUGUGCCCGUUGUCGUCCUACUGCACAUUGCUGCAGACACCAGCUCUGCACCCCGGCAUGUUCGCGACGGUGACCCCGUGGCUAUCGGCCGCGGACUUCCGGGAGAGGAUGACGCGCUUCUCGCGCACUGCUCACAUAUUCGCACUUGUCAGAGACAAAGGGUCCGGCACGGCAGACUAUCCGGAGUCGGUGGUGUACCGCAUGGACGAGGAGGACGAGGAGAAGCUGAAGCGAUCAUUGGAGGCUGCGGUGAGGAUACUGGCGGCGGCGGGAGCAGAGGAGGUGGGGACGCAUCACGGCAAGGGAGAGAGGGUGAAGGUGGGAGGAAGAGGAGGAGGAGAAGGGGUGGAGGAGCUGGUGACGGAGGUGGUGAGGAGGGGGCUGAGGGACGGGAAGACGCCCAUCAGCACGGCGCACCAGAUGGGGAGCUGCAGGAUGGCAGCGGACGCGAAGGAGGGGGCGGUGAGCCCUCGAGGGGAGACGUGGGAGGUGGAGGGGCUGUACGUGGCGGAUACAAGCGUCUUCCCCACUGCGCUGGGGGUGAACCCCAUGGUCACAGUGCAGGCCAUCGCUUACUGCACUGCCCAAUCCAUACUGCAAGUGUUACAGGGCAGCAACAACAGCUCUUAUUAGCCUCUGCAGUAACACCACAACUACUAGUGCUGCAUUUGCAACAUUCCGCUCUAUAUAUAGUGUGUGAUUGUUGUUCUAUCAAUGUCAGUGUUUUGAUGAACUCCAUCAUAAUAAAUUUGAAUGUUCUAAAA
Molecule: messenger RNA, 2486 nt
Organism: Musa acuminata subsp. malaccensis (wild Malaysian banana)
Lineage: Eukaryota; Viridiplantae; Streptophyta; Magnoliopsida; Zingiberales; Musaceae
Product: long-chain-alcohol oxidase FAO4A
Molecular function (GO): long-chain-alcohol oxidase activity; flavin adenine dinucleotide binding
Source: RefSeq, a predicted model, not a curated record